AUGUCUGCCACCGAUGAUGGAGAACUUCCCGCCGUGUUCGAAUCGGCCUCUGCUUACGACACACACUCAGACAGGGACACUGACCGGAUAAGAUCGCCGCGUCGUGGCCUCAAGAGGAUAUCUGCAGCGUGCCAGAGAUGUCGCCGAAGAAAACAAAAAUGUGACGGCAGACAUCCCGUAUGCGGGGCUUGUGCUGCUGCAAAUGUGCCUUGUGUCCCCUCAGAUCGUCUCGUUGUCAAGGUCGACAGGGAAUGCGAGUGCGACCAUCUGAGAGGCCAGGUAGAGCGCCUGAAAGACCGCGUGAACGAGCUGCAGACACAACUCGCCAUGCAAUCGAGACUGCCCUCGGAAGCUCGCUCUCAGGAGAGUCAUCUGCAGAUAAGAUCUGUCGCCGAUCGCCAAGAACCCGAUGGCUCGGUUGCGAGCUUGGAGAGGGGAUAUGUUGGACGCAUGCUUCUGCCAACUUUUAGAGGAUUGGGACCUAACGGCGCUUCUGAGACGGGGUUUAUGACGGGACCUUGGCAGCUGUGGCAUGGGCUGUCAGCCAGUGAGACGCCUCCGACCGCCACGUCAAACACAUUCUCGCUUCACCGAGACGGCCUCAGCCUGAUUGAAGUAUUCUUCGAUCGUCGAUGGCCGCAAUACCCGGUCCUUCAUCGCCCGUCGUUCAUGGAGCAACAUUACAUACCGUACUGCAACGGCCAAGUACGGAGCAGACUGUCAGCGUUUGAAGUCCACAUGGUUCUCGCGAUUGGAGCAUCAGAAAAAGCACGAAUCAGCUCAGACGCGCCCGUUUCUCACGAGGUCUUCUUCGAGGCAGCUGUGCGUGAUCUCGACGCAGUACUUUCAGCUGAUGACCUCGACUGCAUACGCUGUCUUUCUCUGCUCUGCCUUUUCGGCAGCAACGAGCCGCAGUCGGUCAAUUUGUGGUACACCGUUGGCAUGGCGUUGAGGCUUGCAGUAGGUAUCGACAUGCAUCGGGAGGAGAGCAUGGCCAAUAAGACGCUGCUCGACGCCGAGAUGCGAAAACGGUUAUUCUGGAGCCUGUACACCAUGGACCGAAGUGUCUCAAUCUCUCUCGGCAGACCAUUGGGUAUUCAGGACGCUGAUAUCACGGUACCCCUGCCAUUGGUCCUCACCGAUGAGCAAAUUGCCGGACCUGCAGACCAAGCCAUAGCGAAUAUUCUUCCCGACGUCAGAGACAUGUCUGCAUUUCGUCAUAUCGUCGAACUACGUCAGAUCAACGCGGGAAUCUACUCCGCCCUCCACUCGGCAGGCGGCAUAAACCUCCAAGGCCGAAACCUCGACUCCAUACGCCAACAGCAUUACACCCGUCUUAACGCAUGGCUUCUCUCCGCCCCGAGAUACCUUGCGCCACUGUCGAUGUACCAAACGCCAGAGUGGUUUCAAAUCGCAUAUCACCAAGCCGUCAUCAACCUCCACCGACCAUCUCAUGCAUCGCCAGUGAGCAGCGCAGAUGCCAUUCGACUAUGCGCGGAUUCAUCCAUAAGCCUUAUUAGCUGCUAUAACGCUCUAUACGCGAAGAACAAGAUAAUCUACACGUUUGUGGCGCUAGACUCACUGUUCAUGGCUGCUGUUACGAUGCUGUACUCUAUCAGAGCGAGUUCCGUGGUCCGUCUUGAACUCACAAGGGAAGUCGUCGAGGCCAAUAUCGAAACUUGCGUGAGACUCUUGUCCAAAAUAUCACACGGCAAAAAGGUUGGUGAGAGGAGCACCCAGAUCAUACGGAGAUUGGGCAAUGCAACGUUGGCAAUUUUCGACAACACGUCACAUGCCGAAGGCGAGAUUGACACAGAGUUCAUGUCAUGGUUUGGAGUCAAAAGUCAGAAUCCACCACCUCGUCAGGAGUAUCCUACGCCAAGCAUCGACACAGCCUGGAACGAUCUAUUCGAGCAUGGAUACGACCUCAACAGUUUUCAAAACGUGCACCUGCUGCUAUAG
This is a messenger RNA of Fusarium mangiferae, 1962 nucleotides long. RefSeq lists its product as uncharacterized. The record is from RefSeq and is a predicted model, not a curated record. The coding region runs from base 1 to 1962 and encodes 653 amino acids. Gene Ontology annotation, biological process: positive regulation of transcription by RNA polymerase II; DNA-templated transcription. Gene Ontology annotation, molecular function: sequence-specific DNA binding; DNA-binding transcription factor activity, RNA polymerase II-specific; zinc ion binding. The transcript is spliced from 2 exons. NCBI's taxonomy places the organism in Eukaryota, Fungi, Ascomycota, Sordariomycetes, Hypocreales, Nectriaceae.